AUGGCUAAAGCACGCAAUCAAUCCGUGCGGUCGCGCGCCGCGAGACGACAAGCCUCGCCGAGCCUCGACGUCGAUAAAUCGCUGAAAUCACUGCCGCGGGCUGAGGACACCCCCGUGUCGAGGGAGUCUGUGCUCACGGACCGGCGGAACUCGGGCAUCAUGAAGAAGCAGAAGGGAAAGCCUUUGACGAGGGCGCAGAAGCAGAGGCAGAUGAAGGGGGUGGAGCGCGCGGAGGCUGUCAUAGAUCAGAUGGAGAUUAAGGUGUCGAGGAGUUCCACUCGGGCGAAGAACAUCAAGGCGCGGAGCGCCGAUUGGGAGGAGUUGAACAAGAAGUCUAAAGGGAGCAUUUUCCAGGCUCUUAACGAUGCUGAGGGUGAUGGUGAGGGUGAGGGUGAUGCUAUGGUCGACGAUUCUGGCGCUCCUGCUCCUGCGGCGACCGACGCGCCGGCCAAACCUGCAGCGGAGCCUGUGUUUGCGACGCAGAACCCAGUGGUGGCCGACCAUGCCGAUAACGACGAAGACGAAGAGAUUACGUGA
This is a messenger RNA of Aspergillus campestris IBT 28561, 537 nucleotides long. Its product is annotated as Alb1 domain-containing protein. Bases 1 to 537 code for a protein of 178 amino acids. NCBI's taxonomy places the organism in Eukaryota, Fungi, Ascomycota, Eurotiomycetes, Eurotiales, Aspergillaceae. Gene Ontology annotation, cellular component: preribosome, large subunit precursor; nucleolus. The record is from RefSeq and is a predicted model, not a curated record. The transcript has 3 exons. Gene Ontology annotation, biological process: ribosomal large subunit export from nucleus.